AUGGCAACAGGCGGUUAUGGCUCCCGUUCAGAGGGUGCAGAAGAAAAUUUCUCUUGCCCUGUUUGUCUAGAAAUUCUGGAAAACCCUAUCUCGAUACCCUGCGGUCACACGUAAGUGUCAGCCAUCGAAAUCUUGUUGUUUUAACGAAAUGAGCAUAGUUUAUCUUAAAAUUUAGCAUUCGUUCUUUACUGUUGUUGAAAAAGCAGCAACUUUGACCCAAGGCAACAAACGGCCCAUUUUUGAACUUCCGUCAUGCAUCGAUGAAACCGGAAGUAACGAUCGCCGUCAUUGAUAGAGUAAUUUAACCUUAGAAUAAUUUGGAAUACAAUACCCCGAAUAAAACUAAGAAAAAACAAAACAAAACAAAAAAAAAACAAUCAAUCCACAUGUAUAACAUGAACUUUAAAAUUGCAGUUCCUAGAUGCCCAAAAUGAAAUUAGGUAGUGUAUCCUUUUUUCUGUGGAAACUGAUAGUUUUUCUCUCUUUCAAAUUCAGAUUCUGCCGUGACUGUUUGUCCUCUUGUGAAAAUGCGUCUGGAUCAUCCACCUGUCCUGUAUGUCGUACUAGCUUCAAUGCACAUCAGAAGUUUAAUGCUAGAGAUAUUGAACAGCAGAUAUAUCAAAGCCGUGGUUACUGUUCUGGCUGCAACAGACGGGUAACACUGUAUUAUGCAACUAUCAAUGUUGAUCUGGAGGGGGGGAGGGGAAGGCCAGGCAAAGGCCGAGGAUUUGAACUCGAAGCAAUUUUUGACGUCAAAUGCCCUACCCCUGGGCCAUCAUACUUGGUCAAAAGAGAACAAAUUCACUACCCCUCCAACUGACUAGAGGCCAAAUAUGUUUCAUUAAAGGGAGCAACAUACCAACUUUUUAAGAAAGCUGCAUCCAUUUAUUUUAACAAGUGUCAUUAAAAUGCUCUGGCGAAAUGCCAGCAUCAGGAAGGAAUGUUCUCCAGCUACGCAAUUUAACAAAUUGGUAGCUGUUAAACAAGCAAAUUUACUUGCUUUCAAACCUGGGCAAAACAUUUGUGUCAUGCAGUCGUACUGAAUAAGAGCCUAACUUCCUAAAGCUAUAAAGUAUAUGAAUGGAUGUAUUCAUUUAAGUAAGAAUAGAAAGGAUACCAUGUCACACUCUCCUUGGCUGCCAUCUUGCACAUGUCCAUAAAAAAAUACCCACAGAUCCUUGCAGGAACAGUGGCCACCAUCUUUGUUUACCAAUCCCCCUAGUAAUGUAACUGUUAACCAGCUGGUAACUAGGUCUUUUACAGCUUCCAAUCCAAGAUGGCAUCCGUAAUCGGAUGAAAUUCAAAAGUCAACACCACCCCGGACUUGGCAAUAAUCAAAAGUCCCUACCACGGGCCAACUUCCUCUGUCAAAUCCCCGGCCUUCCCCCCUGCCCAGAUUAACAUUCAAUCUUGAUGGGUGCAUUACUUGUCCCUUACCCUUGCUUUCGCUGUUGAGGACUGGCCUCCUCUUCUUACCCCUGAAGAUUAAAUAAAAUAAUAUUGCAUUCAUCCCUGAGAACUUCCUUGAAAUAUGGGUCUACCCCUUGAUGAAGAUGGGUCUACCCCUGAUGAAUUUCAUGAACAUUAUAGCUUCACGUCCGAAUAAUUCCUUAUUUUUUACUCUUCCCCUAAAGAAAUCCUCAAUUUUUAUAGUUGGUACAGAUGUUAAAAUGCAAUUAGCCCAAUCACUUCAACUUAACCCACCAGUAAAGUCAGUCAAUUUGGCAAAGUUAGACAUGUUUUUCUAACAAGUUUAUGACAAAAAAUGAUGAAAUCUGAGUUCCUAACAAGGAAUGGUAUUACACCUUUAUUGCUAUUUAUUCAAAAUAUUUCUCCAACUCUGAUGGCACAAAUUUCCUGGCUAAUUCUUCAUAUUCAGCUAACCAUUGAUCAAAUUUUAAAGAAGUUUGUGAUAUCCAAUAAAAUGAUGUGAGUAGUGCAGGAUAUCACCAGAAAAAACCAAUGUAAUGGAAAAGCUCUGGGGACAAGGUUGUGUUAGCCCUGCUGUUUUGGUAGAGCUGGAGAAAAUGAAAUAGAAGUCCUCGUGGUUUGCAUAAAGAAAAAAACAUAGCAAGAAUAGCAAAACUAUGACUUGAUGGCUGAUGGCAACUGCUAUUUGAAGAGCAUAAUGUGCUAGUAAGACUAAAUAUCUCAGCUGUAAUAUUCUGAUUUUGCCACUGGAGGAGGUUGUUCAGCCUUGGCAGAUAACACACCCCUCAAUCUGCAUAGUAAUUCUUCAGAUCAUGUCAUGUUUCAUUAUUUCAGUUUCCCAUGUCCAGAUUAAGAGCUCACAGAUCUUCAUGUUCCAGUUUGUCUACUUUACCUGUUGCAGCCACUCGUCAGCCUUUUCCAGGGUAAGGUGCCAAAAUAAGUUGCGUCACUAUACUUUUUUUUCUUCUAUUACUUUCUAAACUCCUGUGUGCAGACACACUCUUGUGUGUAGCAAAAUCAGUUUCCAUAACUAGAAUGUCUCAGUCAUAGCUUACAGUUAUUAUCCUUGAACAAGAGGUAAUUACUAGCAGUAUAAAGAAUAGAUGGCUACGCUUGGCAUUUUUAAGGUAUAGUGGGGAAAAAAAUACCACUGUACUAAAAUUACCAUUUUUUUUUGUCCUAUAUACUAUCAACACACACACAAAAAAACAUUGUACUGAAGAUCAAGAGAGCCCAGAAAGUAAAGAAGACUAAGGAUAUUUUCACACUCUACUGGAUAGCUCUUGUGCCUACACGAAAACCACACAAGAUAGGCUUAUAUCUGUUCACACAUAAGAUUGGUGAUUUUGGUGUGAUAUCUGUAACUUAGUGGAGCUAUACUUACUGCAGUCUCGAAAACACAUUGUCACAUAUCAAAGUAGCCUGCGUAGCAAGUGUUUCUGUUUGGUUUCGGAGCAAAGAAAGACCAAGGAACAGGAUUUUUGGUUUGGCCAUGCAAGAAAUAAAACGAGAGCCAAAAAAUGAAAGAAGGGGGAGAGGGAGGCCGAACAUUUUAUUUGCUCAAUUAUGACGGCAUCAAAUGUCGGUGCACAAACUCAGGCGUGACAGGCCAAGUGGGCGGUUUUUAAAUCCCAGUGUUUGUCUGCUAGCGUUUCCUUUCUUUCUUCCCCAUCCCCUUCCUGCUAUUUUACUUGUGCCAUUUUUCGCGUGGUCUUUGACGCUCGUUCCUCAUUCUUUGCUCCUAAACCACACGGAAACGCUGGCUGUGCAGGCUGCUGUCGAAGAGGUUUGCCACUCUUUGACACAGUGUGAGCAUGUAUUCAGAUCAUAAUGGUAGUAAAUGAGUAAGAGGGAGGAUGGGAACCCAUUGACACUGAAGUGAAAAGUCAAAAAUGAGGAGUGGGUCUCACUACAGCAAACCCUUGGCCAACUGCUCCAUCACAAUGUUUGAUGUAUUUCAUUGACUUAUUAGGGAGCUUUUAAAAAGAGCAAUGAUGACAGCGACGGCAACAGCAAAAAAACAAAAGGUUUAGAUCGGCAGAACAACAAUCACGCUAGUGCCUAAUUUCACCUUUUGUUGAGGAUGGGAACACACAACACCAGCUUUCUUUUUCUUUUCCUGAACUUUGAUACGGUGGUUUAGAAUUCAACUCAAAAAAAAUUUGACAACAUUUGACGAAUUGAACGAGAUGGAAUAAUUGCAAUAAAGUUUGAGGCAGCGCGAAUUCACUUUUUAAGUGACGUUUUCAUAGACGUUGUCGUUGUCGUUGCUUAAAGGAGCUGUGUCACGAAAUUCAACUGUAUUAGGUUAUUACAAAAUGCCUUUUAAAGUAAGAGAAACAUAAAAAUAACCGCUUAAAACAUUAAAGGAAGGUUAAAGUAACACAACAGAUACAACAGAUUCCACGGAUGGGCAAAACUGAAGAAGAUUGAAACGGAUUUAAAUUAGGGUUUUUGAAAGCUGUUCAGCCUAACAGUUUUUCAAAGUUUAUCUCUGCUGUUUGCAACUUCAAAAAUAAUGCUCAAGAGACAUAUUUGUCUGUCUCGAAUUUCUGAUUUUCUCAUUUACAUGAAAUGUCUUUGCUUACUUUAAGUUCCAUAGCGAUUGAGGGCGAGUAAUUGACAAAAUUAAACAAAAUGAACUGGACUGCCGUGACACAGCCCCUUUAAGCUCCGUAUUUUUUCCAAUUCUGUGCUAUUUCCAUUCAUACUGUACGAGAUAGCUUUUUAUGUUGGCACAAAAAGCUAUGGUAUAGUAUAGACAUUACCUAAAUCAUUCCCUUGAUAUGCGUCUAUCUGCGGAGUUUAUAUACAUGUUAAGGGCAGGGCCCAUAAACAGAGCUGUCCACCCAUUUUCAACUUCUUUUUUGAUGUUUAUUUUUCAGGGUUGUAAACCGAUCAACAUUCACCUGCCCGUACUGCUACCAGUCAAAUUUAGACAACAAAGGAUUAUUACAACAUGUAAACAACAAUCACAAAAAUGAACAGCAAUCUGUGGUGAGUGACCUCUUUGACAUGUUUGGUGUAUGAGAAGAAAUUAUGAAGAUACUGUGUUGUUUGAAAAUCGCAAAGAAAUUUUUUAAAUAUUAUCCCUCAUUUUUCAGGUUUGUCCAAUCUGUGCCAACAUGCCAUGGGGGAAUCCCCAUCAAAAAAGUGGGAACUUUGUCCAACAUCUUAAUUUACGUCACAAAUUUGAAUAUGAUACAUAUGUGGUAAGACAACUUUGAUCUAGCAUUUAAUACCAGUUUAUAUUAAAUUGAGUUUAUGUUAGCUUCUGAUCUCAAGGGGAUGUCCUGGGACUCUGAAUGCAUUGGUUUUGGGUGGGAAAGCUAGGACUCUGAAACUUUUUGCCUGAGACAUUGGAGUAUGUUCUUGUCUUACCAUAGACUAUCGAUAAUAACUACACACUCUAAUGAUCAUACCACCUGAUACACAGUGAAUUCAGAAGGUUUCAAAAUAAAAGUUUAAAGUUUGGAAGGAAGAGUUGCAAACACGAAGUGUUUGGGCAAGGCCCUCCAAGGCCACCUAAGACGUGUCCAUAUACGGUGGAAGCCCACCUUAUGGCCACCUCAGUACUACAGUCCCCUUGUUAUUAACGCAGUUCCACUGUAGUAAUAUAUUAUAAGGCCAUACUCCCGCCCAGGGGUCUGAUAUGUCUGUGAAUUGCCACUCUGAUCACUGAAGGAGUGUCAUAAUGUUUGUUUUUUCCUCUCACAGGAUUUCAGUAGUGAUGAAGAUGCUGUUCUUCAGCAAGUUCUGGCUCAAUCUUUACACGAUAAUUGAGUGAACAUACUUUAAUCUAAACAGUAGUUUCUUGGUGUUGCAGAUGGGUGUGAUCACCAAAUGAUGUAAUACAAAAAAUUGAAAGACCAUGGAACAGUACCGGUGAAAAUCACAAAACAAAAGUGAACCAACAACAGUUUCGGCAACACCAAGAAAAACCCAUUCAAACAGUUCAGCAAAUCAUCAUAAAAUUUAUUUAUCUUAGUUAAAUUUUUUGCACAGUUUCUGUCCUCAAGUAAAGCCUUUGUAGUUGGUGAAGAUAAAUUUCAGCAGUAUUUAUAAUAAAUCAAAUACAGAAAGAACAGUCACUGAUGGAGAAAUUUGGGAAUUAUUAACCAUUCACAACCCUAAAUAUUAUGAAUAACUUAUUAUUUUUUGGCUGGAUUGUAAUAAUGCUUAAAUAAGGGCUAUUUGUUUGGCAAACUAGAAAUCAAAACAUACAUUUACAAAGAAAAUAUUUAAGCAAAAAAAAUUUAUAGUGUCCUCUAUUUGGUUUUAUGUUCCAUUUUUUAAUGAGCUGUACAAAAUUUCAGAGAUAGCUCAUUCUAACCCA
Molecule: messenger RNA, 5767 nt
Organism: Porites lobata
Lineage: Eukaryota; Metazoa; Cnidaria; Anthozoa; Scleractinia; Poritidae
Source: the annotation of a GenBank genome assembly